Molecule: messenger RNA, 1001 nt
Organism: Drosophila willistoni
Lineage: Eukaryota; Metazoa; Arthropoda; Insecta; Diptera; Drosophilidae
Gene: Snap29
Product: synaptosomal-associated protein 29
Exons: 2
Coding region: 78-938 (286 amino acids)
Biological process (GO): synaptic vesicle priming; synaptic vesicle fusion to presynaptic active zone membrane; exocytosis
Cellular component (GO): plasma membrane; SNARE complex
Molecular function (GO): syntaxin binding; SNAP receptor activity
Source: RefSeq, a predicted model, not a curated record
GAAAACAUCUGGCAACACGAACACAAAAAAAAAAUAAAUUAAUAAAGUAGCUUAAGUUUUAUAUUUCGCUCCAUAUCAUGGCCAACAAUUACUUGCAGCCUGUUAAUAAUCAUUUCACCGAUGACUUUGAUAAAUUAGCUGAUGUGGAUGAUGAUUUGUUUCUUAAGAACACUCGCCCCAAGCCCAGCCAAAGCCAGCGCAGCACAAAUCCAUUCGAGAAUGAUAACGACGAUGGUGACGAAGACUCCCCCACCGCCUCCUCGAUAGCUGCCCAACGCCAGGCGUAUGCUGAGAAACGUAGAGCAAUCGAGCAACGUACUCUGGACUCGACAAAUAAAAGUUUAGGGUUGCUCUAUGAAACUGAGGAAGUGGGCAAGGCCACGGCCGUGGAGCUGGCCAAGCAACGGGAACAAUUGGAAAAGACCUCGCAACAUUUGGAUGAAAUUCAGUCCACUCUACGAUUUAGUCAACGUCAUUUGAAUGGUUUGAAAAGCGUUUUCGGUGGCCUGAAAAACUAUUUAUCUGGCAAUCGUGAUCAGCCUCCAACGGCCACUGCCUCACCAACAGGUAGUCAAACAUCUUCGCAAGAAGCAAAUUCAAAUAUAGCCAGCGGUAGCAGCAGGGCUGUUCCACAGCCUCAAGCGACAUCGGCGGCGCAACGUUAUGAUAAUCAUCCAGUAAGUCGUCUACGUAGUGACGCCAGUUCAAGCAGUGCAUCAAUGCAACAGCAACGGGGCAAUCCCUUCCAGGCCCAAAUAGAUUCGAAUCUUGAUGACAUGUGCGAUAAUCUUUCACGCCUAAAAUUCCUGGCCACCGAUCUGGGUACUGAGAUUGAAUCGCAAAAUGAAUUGCUUGACAAUAUGAACUAUAAAAUUGAAGAUGUCGACCUUAAGAUGAACAAGCAGAAUAAGGAGAUAAAGAAAUUGCUGACAAAGUGAAUUCCGAAAUUAAUUAAAAUCUUUAAUGUGCAUAUAUAGCUAUAAAUAAUUUAUUCAUGUGUA